Messenger RNA from Cuscuta europaea, 1823 nucleotides. Lineage: Eukaryota; Viridiplantae; Streptophyta; Magnoliopsida; Solanales; Convolvulaceae. The record is from the annotation of a GenBank genome assembly.
AAACCACUUUGCCCACCCCUGAGUACUGCAUACUCCUUGAUAAACUAGGUAAAAGAAAGCAUUGCCCGACCGAGGAAGAAGGAAGCAGCUAUGCCGCGUACCAUUUGCUCCGAGAGCCCUGGCUGCCCUCGCCUCCGAGCAUUAACCUUUGAUACUCUCGGUCUCAUUAAAGUGAUUCAAGCUCGUGGCGGCGAAAAACAGGAAGCUCCGGCGGUAGUGGAGCGGUGGGGUGACCCGGAUUCUUCAAGAUGCGUGCUAGCCACUUCCAUUAUUGACCGCGAACAUGACCCUCUUCUUGGCGUUGCAAGAAAAAAUGGCAUGCUUGAGGUGCUUAGCCCUAUCAACGGUGAUGUCCGUCUUACUAUUCCGAGCUCUAGUAUAAGUAGCAGUGUGAGUGAUGAUGAUGCUAUUGUUGCAUUACAUCUUUUCAGAAAACAGAGGAUGGAGUCAUCAACGAGGUCAUGUACUUUACUUACAUGCACAACAAAAGGACAUGCAAGUAUAAGGUCAUUUGAAUUCCCCAAGUCACCAGGAGACUCAACCUCUGACGCCUCUCAGACCACAUGGAAUGCAUGUGGUUCGGGUAACAUUUUGUGCUCCAAAGUUGACAGCAGUGAAAAUUAUGCUUUGUUUGGGGGGAAGGGAGUUGAAAUCAAUGUGUGGGAUCUAGAAAAAAGUGAGAAAGUCUGGGCUGCAAGAUCUCCUCCUAAAAACAGCAUUGGCAUCUUUACGCCAACUUGGUUUACGGCUGCAACAUUCCUAAGCAAAGAUGAUCAUCGCAAAGUUGCAGCUGGAACUAAUAGCCAUCAGGUGCGUCUUUAUGAUAUUUCUGCUCAGAGAAGACCUGUGAUAUCAAUUGAUUUUCGAGAAACAUCUAUAAAAGCUGUCGCUGAAGACCUAGAUGGGUGGACAAUAUAUGCAGGCAAUGGGACAGGUGACCUUGCUUCAUUUGAUUUGCGCACAGGGAAGCUUUUGGGGUGCUUCAUUGGUAAAUGUUCUGGAAGUAUACGGUCCAUUGCUAGACAUCCUGAGCUCCCAGUGAUAGGCUCAUGUGGGCUGGACAGCUAUUUGCGCAUUUGGAAUGUGAAGUCCAGGCAACUCCUAUCUGCGGUUUUCUUAAAGCAGCAUCUUACGGAUUUUGUUUUUGAUUCUCAUUUUAGCAAUGAAGAGCCACAAGUUGUGAAUGAGACGCAAGAAGAAGAACGUGAAGAAGUGUCCAAAAUCACGACAAAAAGGAAGGACGCUAAAGACCCCAGUCAUAAAAAGAAGCCAAAAACCAAGAAAACAGAGCAAGAAGAUGUGAAUGAGACAAUGCAAGAAUGCGAAGAAGUGUCUACAAUCCCAAUCAUAGAGAAAGAUUUGAAGGACCCAAGUCGAAAAAAGAAGCAAAAGGGAAAGAAAAAAGGUGAUCAACAUUCAGAGGAGCCAGAGAAGAUGUCCGAAGACCCUGAAAGCAGCUUAAUUGACAUAGCUGAAGGGGAUGCCAUGCCUUCUAGAAAUGAAAGGGAAUCUAAAGGACAGAGUGGCAAGAAGAAAAAGAAGAAGAAAGUUAAGACAAGCGGAUACUCUCUCUCACAGGGCUUUGUUGGAUUUGUUUGAAUUGUUUCAUAAAAAUUUCUUCCUUCUGUAUCCAAUUUUGCACCUGUCAAAACGAGUUGAGUUUCCACAAUUCAUUUCCGCUCGGUUGACCUGGAAUUUUUUCUUUUGUUGAGUGAUGUUAGUUGAAUGAUUUAUAUAAAGAUAUGAAUAUCAAAGAACAUUACAAAUUUUGCUUGAUGGAUCUGUGUCCCACAGUUCCCAUUUCAUUGCUUAACAAAUGUAAU